AUGUGUACGUCGAUUGCUAGCAAAUGGCAAAAUAAGUACAGAAAAAAACAGAGGUUGUUUAUAAUUGCCUUUGCUUUGGUGGCCGUAACAUCCGCUGCUUCGAUAUCAAAUGAAUAUCUUGCGCCAGUCGCAGAUAACAAUUUACCAAAUCAAGAAUAUUUACCACCUACUGAGGAAGAACAAUCAAAGCUGGCUGAUGAUGGAUAUCGUUAUAAAGUUGUACGAAAACUAAGACUUAGACACCGUCGUGAUGUUAGUGAACUACCUGCCAAUGAUUAUUUACCACCCACCGAAGAAGCGCAAGACGCACCAGUUGCAGUUGAAACUCCAGUUGAAGACACCGUAAAGGCUGAAGAUGGUUAUCGUUAUAAAGUAGUACGUCGUUUGAAAUAUCGUCAUCGUCGCGAUGUCAACGAACUACCAGCUAAUGAUUAUUUACCACCUACCGAAGAAGCACAGGACGCACCACUUGUAGAAGAAGCUCCAGUUGAAGACACAGUUAAAGGUGUUGAUGGUUAUCGCUACAAGGUAGUACGUCGUUUGAAAUACCGUCAUCGUCGCGAUGUUAAUGAACUCCCUGCUAAUGACUAUUUACCACCCACCGAAGGAGCGCAAGAUGCACCAAUUGCAAUUGAAGCUCCAGUUGAAGACACAUUUAAAGCUGAUGAUGGUUAUCGUUACAAAGUCGUACGUCGUUUAAGAUAUCGUCAUCGUCGCGAUGUCAACGAACUACCAGCUAAUGAUUAUUUACCACCUACCGAAGAAUCACAAGACGUACCAGUUGUAGAUGAAGCUCCAGUUGAAGAUACUGUUAAAGCUGCCGAUGGUUAUCGUUACAAAGUCGUACGUCGUUUGAAAUACCGUCAUCGUCGUGAUGUUAAUGAGCUCCCUGCUAAUGAUUAUUUACCACCCACCGAAGAAGCACAAGAAGCACCAGUUGCAGUCGAAGCUCCAGUUGAAGAUACAAUAAAAGCUGAUGAUGGUUAUCGUUACAAAGUUGUACGUCGUUUGAAAUAUCGUCAUCGUCGCGAUGUCAACGAACUACCAGCUAAUGAUUAUUUACCACCUACCGAAGAAUCACAAGAUGCACCAGUUGUAGAUGAAGCUCCAGUUGAAGAUACUGUUAAAGCAGCCGAUGGUUAUCGUUACAAAGUCGUUCGCCGUUUGAAAUACCGUCAUCGCCGCGAUGUCAAUGAACUUCCUGCUAAUGAUUAUUUACCACCUACAGAAGAAUCACAGGACGCACCAGUUGUAGAUGAAGCUCCAGUUGAAGAUACUGUUAAAGCAGCUGAUGGUUAUCGUUACAAGGUAGUACGUCGGUUGAAAUAUCGUCAUCGUCGUGAUGUCAAUGAACUUCCAGCCAAUGAUUAUUUACCACCAACAAUAGAAGCACAAGACCAAGAAGUUGCUGUACAGAAUCCCGAAGAGACUGCAGUUUUAGCUAAAGAUGGCUAUCGGUAUAAAACUCUUCGUCGUUUAAAAUAUCGUCGUCAUUGAAGCAUAGGAAAUUUAAUACUCAAACAAAUCUCAUAGUUUAAAUACAAUAUAAAACGAAAAUAUAGUAUAC
This is a messenger RNA of Teleopsis dalmanni, 1567 nucleotides long. RefSeq lists its product as uncharacterized. Lineage: Eukaryota; Metazoa; Arthropoda; Insecta; Diptera; Diopsidae. The record is from RefSeq and is a predicted model, not a curated record. Bases 1 to 1497 code for a protein of 498 amino acids. Gene Ontology annotation, molecular function: calcium ion binding. Gene Ontology annotation, biological process: negative regulation of protein sumoylation. The transcript has 2 exons.